GCCGCCCGCCGCUCCGGUCCCGAGCGGGUAGUGCCCGCCGACACUCGCCCGCUGGCCCGCUGGCCCGCAUGGACGCCGCGCUGCUCCUCGCCCUCGGGCUGCUGACGCAGGGCCUUGAUCUGUGCUGGGGGUACCCUGGGCUGCCCAGCACCCUGUACCCCUGGCGCCGGCCACCCACACUGGGCCGAGUACGGAGAGCCUGGGUCAUCCCGCCCAUCAGCGUGCCAGAGAACUACAAGGGGCUGCCCUACAUGUUGGUGCAGAUCAGGUCGGACAAGCGACAGCCAGGCGGGGUCCUCUACAGCAUCCAGGGCCCUGGUGUGGAUGAGGAGCCACUUGGCCUCUUCUCUGUGGAGAAGUUCUCGGGGAGGGUGUUCCUCAACGCGGAGCUGGACCGGGAGAAGAUGGCCUCCUACAGGCUCAAGGUCUUUGCCCUGGACCUGGGAGGAGCCAUCCUGGAAGAGCCCACGGACCUGGAGGUCCUGGUGGUAGACCAGAAUGACAACCGGCCGGCCUUCGUGCAGGAGGUGUUUGUUGGCCGGGUACUGGAGGGUGCAGCCCCAGGCACCUAUGUGACCAGGGCCGAGGCCACUGAUGCUGACGACCCUGACACGGACAACGCGGCACUCCAGUACUCCAUCCUGGAGCAGGCCAGCCCGGAGCUCUUCAGCAUCCACGCGCGCACUGGGGAGAUCCGCACUGUGCACGUGGGGCUGGACCGCGAGAUGGUCACUGUGUACAACCUGACACUGCAAGUGGCAGACAUGUCAGGAGAAGGCCUCACUGCCACAGCCUCAGCCAUCAUCUCUGUGGAUGACAUCAAUGACAAUGCCCCUGAGUUCACCAGGAAUGAGUUCUCCAUGGAGGCCACAGAGGCAGUCAGUGGAGUGGACGUGGGGCGACUGGAGGUGGAAGAUAGGGACCUGCCCGGCUCACCCAACUGGGUGGCCAACUUCACCAUCCUGGAGGGUGACCCCAGUGGACACUUCAACAUCCGAACGGACCCCAGGACCAAUGAGGGUGUGCUGUCCGUGGUGAAGCCCCUGGACUAUGAGAGCUGCGCACAGUAUGAGCUCAGGGUGUCUGUGCAGAACGAGGCCCCACUGCAGGCAGCCGCACCGCGGAGCCGGCAGGGCCAGGCCAGGCUCAGCAUCCGGGUUCAGGACAUCAACGAGGCGCCUGUGUUCCCCAAGAACCCACUGAGAACCAGCCUGGCUGAGGGGGCACCCCCAGGGACCUUCGUGGCCACCUUCUCUGCGCAAGACCCCGAUGUGGAGCAGCUGCAGAGGGUCAGCUACUCCAAGGACUAUGACCCUGAAGACUGGCUUCGGGUGGACGGAGCCACUGGCUGGAUCCAGACGCAGCGUGUGCUGAGCCCCACUUCCCCCUUCCUGAAGGAUGGCUGGUACAGGGCCAUUGUCCUGGCCCUGGAUGAUGGCUCACCACCACGCACGGCCACCGGCACGCUGUCCGUGGAGAUCCUGGAAGUGAAUGACCACGCGCCUGCGCUGGCGCCACCGCCGGCCCCCAGCCUGUGCAGCGAGCCGGACCGCGGCCCUGGGCUGCUCCUGGGUGCCACCGACCAGGACCUGCCACCGCACGGGGCGCCCUUCCGCUUCCACCUCAGCCCCACUGAGCCGGGGCUGGGCCGCAACUGGAGCCUCAGCCAAGUCAACGGGACCCACGCGCGCCUGCGGCCGAGGCACACGCUGCCCGAGGGCCUGCACCGCCUCCGCCUGCUGCUCCAGGACUCGGGGCAGCCGCCACAGGAACGCGAGCAGCCACUAAACGUCACUGUGUGCCGCUGUGGGCCAGGCGGCGCCUGUCUGCCCCGGGCCGCAGCGCUCAGGGUUGGGGGCGCCGGCGUCGGCCUGGGGGCCCUGGCCCUGGUACUGGGGAGCGCCGCGGUGCUGCUGCUGCUGGUUCUGCUCGUGCUGCUCAGAGCGCAGUUCCGACAGCGGUCGCGGGACAGGAGUCUGCUGCGCCGCCUGCACGACGACGACGACCUUCGGGACAACAUCCUCAACUACAACGAGCAGGGCGGCGGGGAGGAGGACCAGAACGCCUACGACUUAAACCAACUACGUCACCCCUCGGAGCUGGCGGCGCCGAGCUUCACCCCGGGCCGGCCACCCCUGCGCCGAGAGGCCCCCCAGGGCCGCGGACGUCCCCAGGUGCCCCGGGCGCCGCCCGCCAGCCCCGCGGACAUCGCCGGCUUCAUCCGCGACGGCCUGCAGGCUGCCGACAGCGAUCCCACUGUGCCACCGUAUGACACGGCUCUCAUCUAUGACUACGAGGGGGACGGCUCUGUGGCCGGGACUCUGAGCUCCCCGGUGUCCAGCCUGGGGGACGAGGACCAGGACUACGACUACCUCCAAGAUUGGGGCCCACGCUUUGCCCGGCUGGCGGACCUGUAUGGACACCCGUGAGGCCGGCUGGGGCAUGGGAUGUGUUAUCUGGACAGAGCCACCCGCCUGCAGACUUCGUCCGGGCACCUAGAGACCCAGGUGCAGGUUACGGCCAGCCCAGCCCUGGGGCAGGUCUGGGAGAUGACCGCCUGUGUCGCACAAGCACCUGCCUCUGCCGCCCCCUAGUGGGUAUGCCUCUGCAUGACACUAUGGACCUCAA
Messenger RNA from Octodon degus (degu), 2628 nucleotides. RefSeq names its product cadherin 15 (gene Cdh15). Lineage: Eukaryota; Metazoa; Chordata; Mammalia; Rodentia; Octodontidae. Gene Ontology annotation, biological process: cell-cell junction assembly; multicellular organism development; calcium-dependent cell-cell adhesion. The transcript has 14 exons. Gene Ontology annotation, molecular function: cadherin binding; calcium ion binding. The record is from RefSeq and is a predicted model, not a curated record. Bases 69 to 2429 code for a protein of 786 amino acids. Gene Ontology annotation, cellular component: adherens junction; catenin complex; plasma membrane.